Molecule: messenger RNA, 2362 nt
Organism: Polyodon spathula (Mississippi paddlefish)
Lineage: Eukaryota; Metazoa; Chordata; Actinopteri; Acipenseriformes; Polyodontidae
Gene: syt8
Product: synaptotagmin VIII
Exons: 10
Coding region: 368-1570 (400 amino acids)
Biological process (GO): cellular response to calcium ion; calcium ion-regulated exocytosis of neurotransmitter; regulation of dopamine secretion
Cellular component (GO): dense core granule; synaptic vesicle membrane; axon
Molecular function (GO): phosphatidylserine binding; clathrin binding; syntaxin binding
Source: RefSeq, a predicted model, not a curated record
GUAAUAAGUGUCUCAGGUGUCAGUUGAAAAUCCUGUUGGGUAACUCACUAGAACCUAGUUACUAUUCACAGUAAACUUUUUGUUUUGCUUUCUUCUGGAAGAACAUAGCUGUCUUUAAACAAUGAAGGAGAUAGAAGACUGGAUCUAGGGAACUCUCAAGUUUUUGGAUAUCACAUGUACAUUAUCAACAUUGUUUGGGGCUAGCAGGCUGUAUAUUUACAGCCAGAAAACAGGUUAUCGUGCCUGUCCUCAACAAGACCCAAGCAUCGCCACAUCAGGAAGUGUACCACAACAGCCACCCUGAGGCCAAUGAUAGUGUUAUAUUCCUGCAGAUUUCAUCUCUAACCCAUAUCCAUCGUACCAAGCCAUGGCUCCUAACGCUCACAAUAUCAGUGCUACCACCAUAACACCCACUACAGCGUUUAACACCACCACAACAGCCACCCCUGACUUCAUCACUCAGCUGCUCAACAAGAUCCCAUUGCCAAGAUGGGCUAUUUAUGCUAUAGCUGCAGCUAUAGGUCUUGUCGUCUUAAUCUGCUUCUUCUGCAUUUGUAUCAAAUGCUGCUGCAAAGGAAAGAAGAAGAAAAACAAAGAUGAGAAGAUCACAUUGGAUGGCAUGAAAGGAUCCACCACAGCAGCUCUGGUACAGCCAGGCUUAGAGGAUUUGGAUUAUGGUUCGAAUGACAAGCCAAAGGGAAAGCUGCAGUAUUCUUUGGAAUACAAUUUUCAGAAUCAAGAGCUCACUGUUGGAGUGAAGCAGGCAGCUGAGUUACUGGCCAUGGAUCUGGGUGGGACAUCUGAUCCUUACGUCAAGGUCUACAUGCUUCCAAACAAGUCAAAGACGUGGGAGACCAAAGUGUACAGAAAAACAGUCAACCCCGUAUUUAAUGAGAUUUUCAAGUUUCAGAUACCCCAGGCUGAGCUAAAUGAAUCGACUAUCGUGAUGCAGGUAUAUGACUUCAACAGGUUCAGCAAGCAUGACAUCAUUGGGGAAUUGAGAAUUCCACUCAACACAGUGAACUGGAAUCACAUAAUUGAAGAGUGGAUGGAGCUAACUGCAGCUUCUAAAUCUGAGCACGAGAACCUUGGUGAGAUCUGUUUCUCCCUGCGGUACGUUCCCACCACGAGCAAACUCACCGUUGUUAUUCUGGAGGCCAAGAACCUGAAGAAGAUGGAUGUUGGGGGGCUGUCAGAUCCGUAUAUCAAGAUCCAGCUUAUUUUGGAUAAGAAAAAGUGGAAGAAGAAGAAGACAACAGUAAAAAAGAAAACACUGAAUCCCUACUUCAAUGAAUCAUUCACUUUCGAAGUGCCCUUUAAACAAGUACAGAAAGUGCAGAUGGUCAUAUCUGUGUGGGACCAUGACAAGGUGAGCAAAAAUGAUGCAAUUGGCAAGAUCUUCUUGGGCUGCGGUGCAGCAGGCAACCAACUUCACCAUUGGUCUGACAUGCUGUCAAAUCCCAGGAGGCCCGUAGCCCAGUGGCACACGCUGCAGUCUGUGGAAGAAGUAGAUUCAGCCUUGGGAAUGAGCUAUAAAUUCAAAAUACCUUUAAUAAAUAAAACAUUUUAGAGACUGUCAUUUUAAUAGGACCCUGCCCAAUUUCCUUGGAUGUAUCUCAAAACGCUAUGGACACAAAGCUACUGCCGAGUACACUGGACAUCGGGUCUGCACAGGAAAUCAAGACUGCCACUUCAAAAUGACUGAACGUGAAGCAGAUACUCUGAACUAACACUCCCAUAGGAAAUAGCAGAAAACAUCUUUUUCCUCCUUAAACCAGUCCAAAGUUUGAUUGUAUUAGGUGAAAAAAUAGAAAUGUUAUAGAACUAGCAAGACACAUCUUCAAGGCAGUUAAAUUACUAAAUGUUCUGUUAAGCUUGCCUUUGUUACUAGAGUCCCUAGACACUUUUAACUGAGGUAUGUAAUAAUCAGAUUUUGGUAAUGUGCAGGUGUACAGCUUACCUUUACUGUCUCAGUAGGAACCUUAACAUUAGACUGCUGGGAUAUUGUAUUCGUCAUUAUUAUACAUUUAGGAUGGAAUGUACUUUAAACACAUAAAAGGCACUUUAAAAAUAAUUUUGCACCACAAUAUGACUCUGUCCUCAAAAUACACAGAAUAGAAAAUGUCACACAUUACGAGAGAAGGAGAACCUUCAAAGGGGAAGAAUUCAUUACUGGUCCAAAUUUGCAAAAAUAUACAACCUUAUAAAUGUUCUAAAAAUGAUGCAUAUUAUGGUUUUAUUUUUGCAUUUAACUUUAAUUUAAUGAUUUGCAUAUAUUUUUUUCUCAAUCUUAGAUCUGACCUGGGGGGGAGGGCGCAUUAAAUCUAAAUUAACGCCAGCCCUGCCUAUUCUAACCAGACCC